Molecule: messenger RNA, 4767 nt
Organism: Lethenteron reissneri (Far Eastern brook lamprey)
Lineage: Eukaryota; Metazoa; Chordata; Hyperoartia; Petromyzontiformes; Petromyzontidae
Gene: SELENON
Product: selenoprotein N
Biological process (GO): calcium ion homeostasis; skeletal muscle fiber development
Cellular component (GO): endoplasmic reticulum membrane
Source: RefSeq, a predicted model, not a curated record
CACGCACGUCACUCGCCAUUGGUAACUUCUGCGCGGCAGGGAACGGCCGUGGCCGCACCAGAGAGAGAGAGACAAUUGCGUUCCAGACGAGGCUUUAUUUGACACACUCACACACGACCCACGCUCAUUUCUCCGCUAUUGUCGCAGCGGCGGUGGUCGACGAGGUCCUUGGUUGUGUCUUUGUGAGUCGAUGUCUCUGAGUCGCGGACUAACGUGAGUGGUGAGCGCGCUGGCGAAUGAGACGAAGCGGCAGCAGCAGCAGCAGCGAUGGCUGAAUGAGGCCCACCACCACCACCACUUUUGGCCACUAACAGCCCCGGUGGCUUUAGUGUUCUCCGUGUUGUUGUUGUUGUUGUUAUUGUUUUAAAGGGUAGUGGUGGUGGUCGUUGUUGUUGUUGUGAACGCAAUGGCGACCGUGGGCCACGGCGACACGGGGAACAGAAGAGACGUGGGCAGCGGCGUGGUGGGCGCGCGGGGCGACGGGGACACCACGAUGGCCUCCUCCUCCUCCUGCAGGGCCUCCACCACCUCCACCACCUCCUCCACCACGGCCUCCACCAGGGCCUCCACCAGGGCCUCCUCCUGGAGGGCGGCCGCCCUCUGGGUGUCGUGCGCCCUCGGCGCUGCGCUGCUGGCGGCCGCGGUGAAGUUGUACGCGGACAGGGGCGUGAUGGAGAGACAGGAAAUGGCCCUGCGAACACUGGGCAAUGACGGGCUGUUCCUUUUCACCUCCCUGGACACCAACAUGGACAUGCAAAUCAGCCCCGAGGAGUUCCGGCCCAUUGUCGACAAGAUCAUAGGGCCGCCCCCUUCGGAGUAUGAAGGAACGCAAGAGGCCGACCCGCAGGGGGAGGGCCUCACCAUGUUGGCUCGGUUUGAGCCGCUGCUGAUGGAGACCAUGAGCAAGAGCCGAGACGGAUUCCUGGGGGUUGGACAGAGCUGCCUUGCCGGUCUGCGCAGCUGGAAGAAGGCGGAGACCCCAAGUCAGCACUUUGGCGCAAACCAGUUCAAGGUGUUUCUGCCCCCAAAGAGCGACCUAGAGCUGGGGGAAGCCUGGUGGAUCGUGCCCAACGAUCUGAACCUCUUUACCGGGUAUCUGCCCAACAGCCGCUACUACCCACCACCGCCUGUUGCAAAAGAGAUCAUCAUUUUCAAGCUUCUGAGCAUGCUUCACCCACGGCCCUUCGUGAAGUCACGCUUCGCCCCCCAGGGUUCCGUGGCGUGCAUUCGCGCACAGAGCGACAUGUAUUACGACAUCGUGUUCAGGGUUCAUGCGGAGUUCCAGCUCAACGAGCCGCCCGCCUUCCCGUUCUGGUUCACCCCGGCGCAGUUCACCGGACAUGUGACCAUCGCACGGGACUCCUCCCACGUCCGCGCAUUCCACAUGUUUGUGCCAAACAAUCGGUCCCUGAACGUGGACAUGGAGUGGCUGUUUGGCUCCAUGGAUCAGGGCAACAUGGAGGUGGAUAUUGGAUUCAUGCCAAAGAUGGAGCUGGUUGCUGAAGGACCUUCAGUGCCAGCGCUGAUUUACGAUGAAAACGGCAACGCGAUUAACACGAGCGACCCGGACGCGGAGCCCAUCCAGUUUGUGUUUGAGAACAUUGAGUGGCGGUCAGAGAUCAGCUUCCAGGAAGCCUACAGACAAAUGGAGGUCGCCAUGUAUCCAUUCAAGAAGAUUCAAUAUCAUCCUUUCACGGAAGCCUUUGAAAAAGCAAAGGCAGAAGACAAGCUGGUCCACUCCAUAUUACUCUGGGGGGCGUUGGAUGACCAAUCCUGCUGAGGUUCGGGGCGAACCCUCCGGGAGACUGCCCUGGAGAGUUUGCCCGUCCUCGCCCUGCUGAGCGAGAACUUCAUCAGCAGCUGGUCGCUGGUCAAGGACCUGGAGGACCUGAAGAAGCAGGAGGAGCAAGCGGAGCAUGCGAAAUGGGCGACGCUGCACCUCGCAAAAUACACAUUCCCAGUGGAGAUGAUGAUUGCCCUGCCAAACGGGACAGUGGUCCAUUGCAUCAAUGCCAAUGACUUUUUGGAUGCUACCGCAGUAAAAGCAGAGGACCUGACACCGGACCUCCCAGCCGAGUUCCUGGACCCAACGAGCACGACCUACCUGAAGUUCCUCAAGGAAGGCCUGCAGAAGGCCCAAACCUACCUGCAGGCGUAAAGCACUUGGGGCAUGUAUACCUAUCAAGCAUCCACAUCACUGAACCAUCCCAUGGUUAAAUCAUGCUUAGUAUUCUUAUUUAACAAGCUAAUUAAAUCUUGACUUAAAGCUUUCGUCACUGCAGGAAUUCAUACUCUUUGGGUCUUUCGGUAAAGUCACGUAGAUAGAAAAAUUAACCAAUGUACUUUUUCGUGGCUAUGGGAGUUAUUACAGAUUCUUGUCGUCACCGUUAACCAGCAGAAUAAAUUAUUCGUCACGUGUGCCAAAUGUGCUUGGUUAGUUUUGCAGAUUAGCCAAAAUGUGGUUUUGUUUUCCUCUUGCAGUAUUUAUCUUAAAUUGGUCUCCACAAUUGCAGAAUGUUUUUUCCAUUUUCCUUACGAGCAACAUUUUAUUUAGCUAAAUUAAGUUUUUUAAUUUUAUCUUGAAGUAAAUAGUCACGUGACCUGAAAAUAUUUUCAUUUAUAAGAAAUAAUGUGCAGUGGCGACUGCAGACCUAAACACUACCCUUAGAUCGAAUUUGACAUGCGUAGGUGUUCAUACUUGAAAAAAGAAUGCAGUAAAACCUUGGAUUGCGAGUAACUCGGUCUGCGAGCGUUUUGCAAGACGAGCAAUUUUUUUUAUAAAUAUUAAUUUGAUAAACGAGCGAGGUCUUGCAAUAUGAGUAGUACGUGUAUAUGCUUUGCCGAGCGUCACGUGAUCACAACUGAUUUACGAGUGCUUUGGAUUACAAACACGUUUCCGGAACGAAUUAUGCUCGCUAUCCAAGGUUUUACUGUACUAAUAUUUUCACUUACUCGACUAUUUUCAGAGAAAGUGCGAACCGUUUUUAAUAUUCUAACCUACGAUUCAUGGACAGAAAUGUGAGCAGUGUGGAGCAGCAGCAGCAGUGUUGCCCUCAGUAGGACAAACGAAUUUGUAUUUCACACUCAACCUUAAUGCAAUCCACGUAGAGAGACUAGUAAGCGAAUGCAAGAUUACAAAAUGUGCAAAGAUUUGUCCCAUGUAGUUUAGACUUGAAAUAUUGCCCCAUACAUGUGGUUUCAUUACCAGUACUGUGUAGGUACCAGAAGUAAAUUUGUUUUGCAGUUACAAUAAUGGUUCAGAAAUGUCAAGAUCCUAAAAAUGUUAAUAAUUUAUUAUGAAAACAAAAUUUACCAACAUGGAUACAAAGCCCUUCAAUCCAAUCUACUGGAACCUAAGCUGGCCAUUAGUGCGAACAACCUUCCAAUGUUCUGAAAAUUAAUCUUUGUUCUUCGUGUAUCAUUCAUGAUAAAUCUUCAAAGCACAUUGCUACACAACGUAACCUUUUAAAAUAACCAACACACACCAAACCCUUGGGUCAAACCUCUUCCUUUCUUUAUCUUGCAUUGAAUUAAGUAUCUGAACUAUCCUCAAGGUUAUACGAAAACACUCGCCCCAACAUAUUUGUUUUUAUUUGCAGUGUUAUAAAAUACUUUAAGCCUAAAUGUUUUGGCAAUGAAAAGGCCAUAUUGCCACUGGGUAAAAAAAUGCAACUCUCUAAAUAAUAACUAGCUCAUCCAACUGGAGAGGAGGCACGCGAUGACGUCUGCGUUGUCGUCAUUAGUUUCCUUUCGCCAGCAGAGCGUGCAACGUGGCCGAGUUGCCAGACACCCGAAGGCUCCGUCUCAAUGAAGACUCUGCCAAAAAUCCUGUCAAGGAGGGGCUAGGUCAGACCCCCGAUGGAGCUGUCCGCGGUGUGAUGGUGCCUCGGCUACCAAGCCAUUCUGCUGGCUGUGGGGAAACCCGCUGUUAUACAGGUGCCUAUACUCACCCAGCCAAGACUCAUUCGUAAGCAUUCCCCUCUCCCGCUGCCAAUGGAGGCAGAACGAGUGCUCCAAAUGGCAUUGAAUGAGCAUUUUCAUAGAUGGUGGAAAGUGGUGGUAAUAGCAUCGCUCAAAUACUUGAGACUGUCAAAUGAAUGGUUUGCCUUGUGGAACGCGUCCUUACGUUGGGACUAUAUUAGACAAUCGAUUGUGUAAACAGUUGUCUCUAUACGUAGUGAGUUGGGGAUACAAUCUCAGCAUUCUGUUUUGGCUCGAAAGAGCCCAGGUUGCAAGAAUGUGCCCAACUUGUUUACUCUUAGUAUCUCUUCAAGCAUAAACUGCGUGUUAUUUUUAUGCUGAUAUUUUAAUGAUUGCUAUGACCAGGCAAUGGUUGUUUUUUUUCUUCUGGAGAUUUUUGGGGGAGAUAAUUCUUUGGAAUUUUUUUUUUCAUGUAUAACACUCUGAAGUGCAGUCAGCUCUUACUGUGAGCAUACUUUAAAACAGGAUUGUCUUUGUUCGUAAAAUAUAACAUUGUUUACAAGUGUCUUCAAUCCUGGCUUUCCCAUGAAGGACAUGUGCAAAUUGUGGCAUGGUACAGCUCAUUCGUAUGCUACUCUAUUUAUGGUUGGCAUUUUUUAUUAAAACUAUAUCCUUUUAUACUCGUAUACAAUAUUUUGUAGAUGUACAAUUAGUGUAAUCAUGUUUACGCUAAGCUCCCGACAUUGUAAUUCCAGACUUUGGAAUUGUGUUUUCAUUUUCAUGUUUUCAUUGUAUAUUAAGUGCCAAAUGGUAUUUUGAAAGAAAUAUAAAAGAAACCAGCAGUGA